UUAAACAACAUGUCGGUCGCAAAACACCGGUAACAGAACUGACGACUAGCAUUGAGCUGUUCUUUCAGACGUUUUGGAAAACGAAAGUCAUGAUUCAUAUAAAUGAUAACAAAGUGAAAGAGACAAACCAGCGUCCUGCGGCAUCGCACUGAGUUCGGCUUUGUGGUGGACAAUACUUAGGCGCUGGCUUCGAUUGAAUAUUCACUAGUACUGACAGAACAUAAUGCCUGGUUCUUCGUCACGAUAACCGAGAACGGGAUGUUCUCUUGAAUUAUUCCGAUUUCAGACAGGACUAUUCGGAGAAGAUGUCUGUGACAGGCGGAAUGACUGAAAAAUCGUCUGGCUCGAAUUAUGAACACAACUUCAGUGUCAACUGGGAACCAGAACAAACAAACGAGAGAAGAAAGAGGAUUUCUUGUCCCGAAGAUAAAGCAACAUGCUUUUCAAGAAUCACGUUCUGGUGGUUGAACUGGAUAAUUUUUACCGGAUACAAGAGACCACUGGAGGACAAGGAUCUCUGGGCACUGAAUAGGAAGAGCAGAGCUUCAUACAUUGUUCCUAAAGUGAGAUCUAUUUGGAAUCUCGAACAAAAAAAAUGCAACAGGAGGAAAGGAGUUCUGGUUGAAGAUGCUUGUGGCUUUGAGCCUAGUGAAACUGAUUCGUUACUUGGUAGGAAUAAAAAGGAGAAAAAAUCACCGAGCAACAAAAGAAAACCUUCACUUUUGAAGGUGUUAGUCAAGAUGUACGGAUGGAAGUUUCUACUAGCCGCUAUCUUUAAACUGUUCCACGACUGCUUUUUGUUUGUACAGCCUCAGUUAUUAAGAAUGCUUAUUGAAUACAUAGAAGACAAGUCCUCCACUGAGAAAAUGUGGAUGGGCUAUGUAUACGCUGGGUCCAUGUUUGUGUCAGCAACAUUGCAGUCCCUCGUCCUUCAACAGUAUUUCCAUAUAAUGGUCACACUUGGUAUGAAAAUUCGUUCAGCUGUUACUGGUCUUAUAUAUGAAAAGGCUCUGGUAUUGUGCAACGAAUCACGGUCGAAAUCAACCGCUGGAGAAAUUGUGAACCUGAUGUCAGUGGACGCGCAAAGGCUGAUGGAUGUGAUGACAUAUCUAAACAUGAUAUGGUCUGGGCCCUUCCAAGUUGGAGUGUCAUUGUAUUUUCUUCAUCAAACCAUGGGCUGGCCGAUUUAUGCUGGCUUAGGUGUGAUGAUCAUUUUCACUCCAAUUAAUUUCUUGAUCGGCAGAAUGGUGAACAAGUUGCAGGUGAAGCAAAUGUUGGAGAAGGAUGGACGGAUAAAGAUAAUUAAUGAAGUUCUCAAUGGAAUCAAGGUUCUAAAGCUCUAUGCGUGGGAAGAAUCUUUCUUGUCAAUAAUUAACAACAAGCGACGCAAGGAACUCUCAUUUCUUCUGAAGUCUCAAAUCUGGAAAGUUUUCUUGAAUUUCGUUUACAACAGUUUGCCUAUCAUGGUUGCUGUUACAACGUUUGCUGUUUACGUUCUCAUAGGCAACAGUCUGACCGCAUCCAAAGCGUUUGUGGCCUUGUCGCUCUUUGGAAUUUUGCGUUUUCCUCUUGGUUUCUUUCCAGAUGUGAUUGCAACUUGCAUACAAGCACGGGUCUCGGUCAAGCGUAUAGAAAAGUUCUUGGAUUUAGAAGAACUGGACCCAAACAAUGUUCUAAGGACGUCACCAACACAGCUUACUUCGGAAAUGAUUGGCGUCAAAAGUGGUGUAUUUGGAUGGAACAGAAAGGAUGCACCUAAAAUUCAUGGUAUCAACCUAAACAUUCCAAAGGGCUCCCUGGUUGCAGUCGUUGGUCAGGUUGGAUGCGGAAAAUCUACUUUGCUUUCCUCUCUUCUUGGUGAAACAGAGAAGUUGAAUGGCACCAUUUAUGUUGACGGAUCUGUGGCGUAUGUUUCCCAGCAGGCCUGGAUACAGAACGCCACUAUACGAGACAAUAUCCUGUUUAAUAAGGCCAUGGAUCCAACUCGUUAUGAGCAGGUUAUUGACUCAUGCGCCUUGAGAAGUGAUUUGAAAAUUCUUCCAGCGGGUGACUCCACGGAAAUAGGAGAACGGGGCAUCAACCUCAGUGGUGGACAAAAACAACGAGUAAGUCUAGCACGCGCAGUUUAUUUCAACGCUGAUAUCUACUUACUGGAUGAUCCGCUCAGUGCUGUGGACGCUCAUGUUGGACGAAAAUUAUUUCUGAAUGUCAUUGGACCUAAUGGAAUGCUUAAAGAUAAGACUCGAAUCUUUGUUACCCAUGGCAUCAACUUUUUACCUCAAGUGGACCACAUCAUCGUUCUUCAGGACGGUUUCGUCUCAGAGGAAGGCACGUACACUGAACUUCUGGAAAACUCAAGUGCCUUUGCCGAUUUCAUACAAGCUUACAGAUCAGAGGAGAACUGUGAAACUGAUGUUCAUGAUGAGAACGAAAUCGACGAAGCGCUUCAAGAAAGCACUGAUAAUGUUUUCAACAGAAAAGAAACACUACCUUCGUUGAAAGGUCACGAGCAUAAUCAAGGGAGUAAUAAUAGUAAUGCUGGAAAAACGAUAACAGAGGAAAUAUCAAAGACUGGAGGGGCAACGUUUUCCUUAUUGUUUUCUUACAUCAAGUCCUCUGGCAUACACUGGUUCGUCCUCUCUCUGUUCUUUUUCGUGGUAAUGGAAGCGUGUUCUGUGGCUACAGGAGUAUGGUUAGCCCACUGGAGCGCGGCAAACGUGACCACAAACCAUCAAAGGGACUUUUAUCUAUUAAUCUAUGGAAGCAUCGGAUCGGGUCAGACCCUCUUUACCCUUUUGUACUCCUUGGCAUUGUUUAUAGGGGCGAUUAGAGCUUCCCGAAUACUUCAUCGUAAAUUAAUCGUGAACAUCUUGCGGUUACCGAUGAUGUUCUUUGAUACGACACCGAUUGGUAGGAUUAUGAACCGGCUGUCGAAGGAUAUUUAUUGCAUUGAUGUGACAAUUCCAUUAUCUCUGAAGUCGUUCUUACAGAUGUUUUUUGAUGUCCUUGGGAUGUUGGUAGCUGUUAGUUACGCCACACCACUCUUCCUGACUGUUGUUCCUCCUUUGGGAGCACUUUAUUUUUACAUACAGAGAGUAUACGUAGCUACAUCGAGACAGCUGAGGAGAAUCGAGUCAGUGAGUCGAUCACCGAUAUACAGUCACUUCCUGGAAACAAUCACCGGUGUCAGCACCAUACGGGCUUUCUCACAACAGCAGCGCUUCAUCCGGGAUAAUUAUAGGAAAUUAGAUGAAAACCAAGAAGCACACUAUUUGGCUGUUACUGCUGACAGAUGGUUAUCUCUUCGUUUGGAAUUCAUCGGCAAUUGCCUGAUCCUGUUUGCAGCGUUGUUUGCAGUAAUCAGCCGAGAAAAGAUCAGUGGAGGUCUUGUAGGACUUUCUGUAACCUAUGCGGUUCAGAUAACUCAAAAACUUGCCUGGAUGAUUAGAAUGUCAAGUCAACUGGAAACCAACUUAGUAUCAGUUGAGAGGGUGAAGGAGUAUUCUGAUGCCCAGACAGAGGCAGAAAGAGUCAUUCCUGAUAGCCGGCCGUCUCGUGUUUGGCCACAGCAGGGAAUAGUUUUAUUUGAUAACUUCCAGUUGCGAUACAGAGAAGGACUUCCACUGGUUUUGAGAAAGAUAACCUUUAUAAUCAAGCCAGCUGAAAAGAUUGGCAUUGUGGGUCGAACAGGAGCAGGGAAAUCGUCCUUGGCCUUAGCCUUGUUUCGUAUUCUUGAGAAAUCAGGUGGUAAAAUUGUCAUCGAUGGUGUUGAUAUUGCCACCAUUGGACUCAGAGAUCUCCGUUCGCGGCUUACCAUUAUUCCACAGGAGCCCGCGUUAUUUUCUGGAACUCUCCGUCUAAACUUGGAUCCGUUCAAUGAACAUGUGGAUGAAGAGCUUUGGAGAGUAUUGGAAGUGAGUCAUUUGAAAAGAUUUGUGAUGAGUUUGAGUGGAGGACUUCAGCACGUUAUAGCUGAAGGAGGCGAAAAUCUCAGUGUUGGCCAGCGACAGCUGGUUUGUUUAGCGCGUGCACUUCUCCGUAAAAGUAAGAUUCUGGUUCUGGACGAAGCAACGGCCGCGGUGGACCUGGAAACUGAUCAACUCAUUCAACAAACGAUUCGACGGGAGUUCGCUGACAGUACAGUGUUCACCAUCGCCCACAGGCUAAACACCAUCAUGGACUACGACAGGGUUAUGGUUCUUGAAGACGGUUCAAUUACAGAAUUUGACGCACCCAGCAAACUUCUGGAACAAAGAGGACACUUCUAUAACAUGACUCGUGACGCAAGACUUACAAAGUGACCUAAUAUAUUUAUUUGGCUUUAGAUCCUACCAGUUUUUUAGACAAAACAGGUACAAAAAACGAAACAACCGGGCAGAUUAAGGCAUCUUCACAGUAAGCGAUCAGGUUGUUCAAAUAGAAAAUGAAGAACGAAAGAAGCCGCGGUAUGGCGAAUUUUACUUACUUUAUAAUUUUCAAAUAUAAUGAAUGUAUUUACCAACAACUU
Molecule: messenger RNA, 4507 nt
Organism: Pocillopora verrucosa
Lineage: Eukaryota; Metazoa; Cnidaria; Anthozoa; Scleractinia; Pocilloporidae
Source: RefSeq, a predicted model, not a curated record